Messenger RNA from Petromyzon marinus (sea lamprey), 9829 nucleotides. It is a transcript of the gene NUP210, whose product is annotated as nucleoporin 210. The record is from RefSeq and is a predicted model, not a curated record. Lineage: Eukaryota; Metazoa; Chordata; Hyperoartia; Petromyzontiformes; Petromyzontidae. Gene Ontology annotation, cellular component: nuclear pore.
GUGGCGCGGCUCCGCUGUCGCAACGAGGAGGAGACGGGAGGAGGGAGGCCCCCUCCAUCGCAGCUUAUCCGGGCUGGGAGUUCUAAUUGUGGCGAGAGCACGCGUUGCCCGAGGCUGUUGGUGGCGGUAACGAGAGUUAAUAGAGGACGAGGGGGGAGGAGGAGGACGCUUCGCGUCGUCUCUCCUCACGCAGCCGCGGCACCGUUAUUCCUCACCACCACCGUCAUAGUCCGCGCCGAUUUCGUGCGUGCUGAGGUGAUCGCCACCUCGUCAAGGUCGGUCGGUCUCACCCGACGUGAGAUUUGUGUUUUCAUUCAAAAAUUAUUUGAACGCCACACACGAGGAGCGGGGAGGAAGGAGCAAUGCCGCCGGCGGGAGAGGCCUGGCCACGCCGCGGCGACCGCCUCAUCGGUCGCCGCCGUCCGACUCGUCCUGGACUGCCGCUGUUUCUGUCGGCGCUGCUGUUGCUGCUGUUGGCGAGCGGGACCGAAACGUCGAAACUGAACGUGCCCAAGAUCCUGCUGCCGUACGCGGGCGCCUCGCAGAUCAACUAUACCUUGGAGGCGGAGAGCGGCUGCUACAGAUGGCAGUCGUCCCGGCCUGAGGUUGCGAGCGUGGAGGCCGUGUACAGUACCGACGAUGCAGGGCAGCGGUGCUCCAGCCGCGCCGUGGUGUCGGCCCGCGCCGCCCAGCACACCCGCCUCACCACCAUCGUCAUUGCUGAGGACACAGUGUCGGGCCAAGUUUUACGGUGCGAUGUGAUCGUCGACACUAUCCAGCACAUCCAGAUCGUCUCGACAACGAGAGAACUCUACCUCGACGACUCUCCACUGGAACUCACCAUCCAGGCCGGCGACCGCGAGGGAAACACGUUUACCACCCUUGCUGGGCUGCAGUUUGAUUGGACGACCAUCAAGGAUGAGGAGGUGCUGUCCACUGCCGAUGGACACAAUGCCUUGCGAUUUCUCCGGUUCUCCGAGGCGGCGUACCGGCCACCGGCCUACAUCCUGGAGAUGGAGAGGAAAGGCCGGCAGGGCGACCGCAUGCUCGUGUCUGGCCUCAAGACGGGCAGCGCCCGCGUCAAGACCAAAAUACGAGAGCCCCUGUACAAGGGUGUGGAGGCGACCGAGGUGCGCCUCGUCAUUCUGGAGAGCAUCCUGCUGAGCCCCGCGCACGACGUGUACCUCCUCGUGAACACACACAUCCACUACCGCGUGCUCAAGGUCAAGCAGGGCCGCCUCAUUGACAUCCCGAUGCCAUCGGAGCAGUAUGAGCUGCAGCUGCAGGGCCCGGUGACAAAGAAUGGGCCUGUGGCCCGGCUGGAUGUGCAGACCUCCGUCCUGGUGGCCCAGAAUCUGGGGCAGACAAGCCUCCUCCUUGUGCACAAGAACAUUCGCAUGCAGGGUGUCUCGCGUCUCCCCAACUCCACUGUCUACGUGAUCGAGGCCGCCUUCCUCGGUUUUCUGAUCGAGCCGGGAGAGCACUGGGUGUUGGAAGUGGGGCGUGAGUAUUGGAUCACGGUGGAAGUGUUCGACAAGAAUGGCAACCGUAUUCACCUGACCGACAAUGUGCGCAUCGAGACAACGUUCCCGAAGAAAUUCUUCAACGUCCUGGAGUCAAACCUGAAUGGGUCGCAGCAUCGCGUGCAGGCCCUCCACCGGGGACAGACUGAGGUCAAGGCCAUUCUCGCCCACGUCCUGGCCCCGAAUGGAAAAUCGCUGGCUCUCCCGCAGACAAUCUCAAACCAGCAGGAGGUGGAGAUUUUUGACCCUAUAGUUCUGCAGCCGCCCCUUCUCAUCUACCCGUGGCAGCCCAGCCGCGUGCAUUACCACUACACGCUCAAGGCUGAGGGCGGCAGCGGCAACUUCAGCUGGUCAUCGACUGAGACGGAGGUGGCCACGGUGACGGUGCGGGGGCUGCUAACGACAGCAGAUGCGGUGGGGACAAGUGUAAUCCGUGCCAGGGAUGUGCAGAACCCUCUCCAUUUUGGCAGCAUGAAGGUGCGCAUGCUGGAGGUGGUCCUCUUGGAGUUUGGCCGCUCGAAGCUGGAGGCGCGCGUGGGUGGGGUUCUAGAGCUGCCGGUGCGUGCCAGCGGCUUGGUGGACCCGGCCACACGCCAGACCAUGAUGUUCUUCGACUGCUCGCAAAUGCACUUCACCACCGACCUCGCCAACACGGCCGUGUUUCAGGUCGUCGAGGGAAACCUGCCUCCGGGUAAUGGUUACUGUAUGGCGGUGCGUGUGCGCGCCCUCUCGGCCGGACACACGACGAUCAGCAUCUCCUACACGCACGGCACCACUCAUCUCCACGACUCCAUCACCAUCGCCGCUUACUUGCCGCUGAAGGUGGUGGACCCGAUCUCCGUGGCCCUUGUCACUCUGGGGGCCUCCAAGGAGGUGGUGUUUGAGGGCGGGCCCCGGCCCUGGGUGCUGGAGCCAUCCAAGUUCUAUGCACGACUGGACGCUCAGGACGAGGACCUUGUCACGAAGCACGCGGUGGGCUACGGCGAGCAGCAGUGGCACCAGCGCCACACCUUCAGGGUGUUGUGCACCGCGCUCGGAGAGCAGGCGCUCACGCUGACGGUGGGGAACCACGAGAGUGCAUCAAACCCGCUGCCCGCAGAGGAGUGGACGCACACGCACUUUGUGUGCGCGCGCCCCGCUUCACUCAGCCUGGCGCCCGUCUACUUGCCCACGUCCACAGGCCGUCCAUGCCCACUCACCCAGCAGAAGCGGCAGCUGGUGCCCAUGUCCAACCACCGCGACGCGCAGCUGCUGCUGGUGGCGCUGGACCAGCAGGGCGAGCACUUCGACAACUUCAGCUCGCUGGCGUUGGAGUGGUUCUCCUCGGACGCGAACCUCGCCUCCUUCCCCGAGUCCUCCACGUUGCUCCAUUUCCAUGAGGAGCAGCAGCAGCAGGGCACUGGCCAGGCCCUCGCAUACAGUGUGCAGCGGGUGACUACGCACCGUAAGAAAGGGACCGUCACCAUCAAGGUCUCCGCCAGCACGUACUCGGACCACCUCCUGCGGGAGACCCUCGCUCGGAAAGAGGACCUAACACUGCCGACCGUCUCAGCCUCCAUCGAGCUGCUCCUCGUGGAGGACGUCAGCAUCUCCCCGAACAACCUCACCAUCUUCAACCAUCCUGAAGCCAAGGUGACACUCACGCUGAGCGAAGGUUCGGGGUUCUUUCACGUCAACGCCAGCGGCAACGACGUCAUGCAGAUAAAUCACCAGGAUGUCAACGCUGUGCAGGUGGUGCCCCUACAGCCCGGCACUCUGUCCCUGCUGGUGCUCGACCUGUGCCUGGCUUUGCCGUCGUCUGCCCGUGCAGAGGUCCGAGUCUCCAACAUUCAAGAGCUCCUCAUCGACGUCCUCGACAAGGUGGAGAUUGGCAAGGCGGUUCGUGCAUACGUGCGGGUCCUGGAUCACCAGCGGAAGCCCUUCCUGUCCCAGUUUCUCCGUCACAUGGGACUCAAGCUGACGUCUGCCUCGAACAUCCUGAAUUUGGAACCCUUGCUGGAGGCCCCUGAUGACGUGUCGGUGGCGUACCUGGUACAUGGGCUGGCGGUGGGGCAGACCACGCUCACCGCAUCGGCUCGGGAUCGCACUGGCCGCAAGAUCAACGCCAUGCCCAAGGAGAUACAGGUGUUUCCUCCGUUCAAGUUGUCCCCACGCAAGCUGGUGCUGCUGAUUGGAGCCAAGAUGCAGGUGAUGUCAGAGGGUGGACCCCAGCCUCAGUCAAACCUCGUGUUCAGACUGGAGAACGGCACAGUGGCGCGCGUUGGCUCGGCGGGCCAUGUCACGGCGGUGACCUUGGGCACCACGCGCUUGCUCGGCUCCAUCCAGGCCACCGAUCCCGACAUGCGGAAGGUUGUCGUCUUCUCACAGGACGCAGUUGACGUGGAGGUGGUUCCCCUGCGCGGUGUGCGCAUCCACGUGCCGCUCACUCGCAUCAUGACCAGCUCACUGAUGCCGGUGUACGUGACGGGGCUGGGGAGCGGGCAGACCCCCUUCUCGUUCGGCAGCAUCCGUCCAGCAUUCACCUUCCACUGGAGCGUCAGCAAGCGCGACGUGCUGGAACUACGUGGCCGCCACUCGGAGGCGUCGCUGCAGCUGUCGGAACGGCACAGCUUCUCGCUGGUUUUGCGGGGCCGCGCCCAGGGCCGCGUCGUACUCAAGGUUACUGUGAGGGCCACAGACCCUAAGGCUGGCCAGUUUGAGGGCGGCGUCCGGGAGCUGACGGACGAGGUGCAGAUCCAGGUGUUUGAGAAGCUGGAGAUCACAAACCCGGAGGGUGACACGCGCCAGCUGCUCCUGUCUCCAAAGGCCACGUUCCCCCUGCACACCAACAGGGACGCGGUGUCCCGCGUGAGCUACCGCGUGCUGGACUGCCCCCUGGGUGGGUCCGUCGUUUCGGUGGACGAGCAAGGACUCGUCACGGCGUGCGCUGCGACCGGCGUCGCCAUCGUCGCCGCCACCGCCCAGGAGCCCUUUGGCCUCAAUCAGACGGCGGUCAUCGGUGUACGGGUGGCGGCGGUGGCAUAUGUGCGUGUGAGCGUGGCGCUGCCGCUCUACACGUUGGGCCGCGAGCCGCUGCCGUACUUCCCACUCGGGGCCUCGCUAGCGCUCGUCGCUCACCUGCACGACAACACAGGGCAGGUGUUCCACUCAGCCAGCCUGGCGCUACGCUGCACCCUCAACAGAGACGACCUGGCGCAGGUGCGGCCCGGCUCGGUUAACAACACGUUCGUGGCGGCGGUGGGCGGCUUGGGCUCCACCGUUCUCUCGGUGUGGGACCCUGACCUCCCCGGCCUGGCCGACUUCCUGCCCCUGCCCGUGGGUCACGCUAUCGGGCCUGCCGAUGGCCUGGCGGACGUCUCGCUUGGUGACGUCAUUUGCUUGUCGACGGCUCUCACGGCCCAGGACGGCUCCUCUGGUGUGUGGAGUUCUUCGGAUGAGUUGCUUCUCUUCGUGGACGCGCACACCGGAGUUGCAGUCGCUAAGGACGUUGGGACGGUCCACAUUUACUACGAGAUCACAGGCCUCAUAAAGACCUACAUCGAGGUUGUGAUACAGCCCUUGAAAAAAAUCAGGGCUACGUACCUGGGUGCCAUGGCUCUAACCAACUGGCCCAAGACGGAGGGGGUCAGGGUGACUGUCACGCUGGGGUCAGGAGAAAGCAACAUGAAAGGCCAGUGCAGUGCCAGCCAGCUACAGGCCAUGCACGUCCUGCCCUUGGCCAGCAACCUCCAGUGUCACACGCAGUUCAGCAACCCCGAGGUGACGCACGUCACAACGCAUGCGGCGUUCAGCGUCUCGCCCGCGUUCGACGUCGCCAACGGGCACUACACGUGCGACGUCUCGCCGUUGCCGCUCGCCGACGCCGGGCGGCAGAAGUCUCUGAGCGUCGCCGCCACAAGCGUGCACGUCUGGGCGACCGUGCGCGAAGCUUCCUGCGGCGGCGACGGCGUGGGCUGCGGCGGUGGCAACGACGGCGGGGGCGGCGCGACUGCCCACGGCACCGCCGUGGCCGUGGUGCCGUUCUUGCCGGCGUUCUACGUGGAGCCGCGGGAGGUGGUACUCUCCGGGCGACAUGCUGCAGCGUUGUUCACCGUGCACGCCACCGAGGAGGCGCUGCGCUACCUGGAGGUGAGCAGCAACAAGCCGUUCGUGCUGGUGCAGCGCAGCAGCUUGGGUAGCAACUGGGUGCAAUUCUCAGUGCAGCUGACGGACGACAACACCGCCCUGCGCCACGUCAACGGGGAGGAGGUGGCAGGGCCGAUGUCCGAGGCUGUCCCCGUGGUCUCCGUGAGCUGCUCUGCCACGGGGCAGCGGCAGGAGCUGCAUGUUCACCUUGCGGUCGCCGGUGACGCCACCGCCGCGGCAUCGCUGUCCAGUGAGCCUGCUCAUGAGGGCUCAUUUCAGCACCUGAUGAAGGGCCACCAGAACUUCCUGCUCAUCCUCUUCCUCAUCCUCUUGAGUGUUGCCCUCGCCAUCAUCGUGUACUACUCAAUGGUGGCACCGGGGCAGUCUGUGCAGCACCCGGCCUUCCUGCCACGUGGAGCGUCUCCCCUCCACAACAACUCCCCCGCCACCCCUCUGUCGCCAUGGCGCUCCGAUUCUCCCGAGAGCCCCGCCUCGCUUCGAUCCAGCCCCAACAAGCGACUGUGGAGCACGGAGACCGCGGACUACCUGCACCGGCGUAGUUAACCAGGCGCUGGCCACGGGGCCGCCAGCCGCCAACAACGCACUGCACCACCGGGAUGACUCCUGCACGAUCAGGCACAACUGCAGUCCCUACCACCACCACCACAGCACCAGCCUCCUCGACCCACCCGACACCCAAUGGCAGAGCCAGCACUCAUCCACGGCACUCACACACAGGCACUUCGUGAGCUUUCCUCACUUAAUGGUAAUUGAAUAGUAUUGUGUUUCUUUAUGCGAGUCGCGAUUAAGGCAAUGCGAACAUCGCAGACUGUGCUGGCCGGGCGGUCAUAUAUUUGCAGCUGAGGGCUGCACUUCCAAAAGCACCUGGACUCUUAACUGCUACUCUCAGGUUACAUGGGAGUUGGUCACAUGGCCAGAAGGCUGGUCACAUGGUGGACCGGAGAAAAUGUGAUAACGCGGAACGACCGAUCCAGGUUAUUCCCACAUUGUUCCACCGAGUACCAACGUUCUACCGAAGGUCAGUAUUUUCCCCUCUUAUACGGAAAAUUACUGAUGUGUAUAUAUUUUUUUUACUGAAAAAUAGAAUUACAUGAAUAAUGUUGCGUAUAUCACUUCUUCGAGCCAUGCAACUGUUGCUUUGCGAAUGCUUUGUUUUGUUUAAGCAACGUUAAAUGCUUAUCAAAAUUGGCUUCCAACGAUAAUGCUGCCACAUAAGUGUGCUUUGGUUUUCUUAUGCAUGCUCUCUUAAUAUUGUUUCAAGAUUUAUCUUUCUUUUGAAGUGUAUUUAAUCAAACCUGUGAAUUCGGCUUCACAGUACCAUUCAGGUUGUAGGAUUUGGAACUGUGACAUGUAUUGCAAAAAGAGCCUUACCUAGCGAACCGCUGGUGCCUCAAUGCUAUUGUUUAGCACAAAUUGUGUUUUAAAAAUAUCUUAAUUGCGUUCCACAGUGAGGCUUUCCUGGGUAAACAUGUAUAAUAACAGUAAAAGCUAUGAAGCGCAGGGUUCCAUUAAUACAAUUGCGAAAUAAUACCAUGUGGUUCUACAGAAUUUGUGUGCCACAGGUGGCCGGCAGCUGUUAUUGGAAUAGUCGGGCAUUUAGGCUUUUCUCCUUGUGUAUCAGAAAUCUAAACAUAAAUCGGCUCUAGAAUAAGCGUUGUACUCCCGCCUAGUACCACAUUUUAUAGCCACCAGGCAUGUUACGAUGCAUCGAGUCAUAAAUUAAUACAAAUUAUGUUAAUUAAUCAAGCAUUGAAUCGAUUACUUUUUGGGAUGAUUAAAUGAUCCAGCGGUAGCGCACUUGCCACUUUUUGACGAGGUUCCCAGUUCAAGCCCUGGUUGAUAAUCGGGUGUAUUAUAAAUAAGCACCGUCUGCUUCACAGCGGAUGUUAAUCGAUCCCGUUAUUUGAGAGUAGGCCAUGUGUGCCAACAGCACCAUUCCAAAUUUGCCAAAUUUGAAAAAUUACCUGCAAAUUGUUCAAUUGGGAAACAGGCAAUCAUUGCCCCCACUAUGAAAUUACUGGAGACCUUGUCUGUUAAACAUGCCAUCAUUAUAGCCUUGCGCUAUAAGAAUGUUGCAAAUACCAAAUGUACUAAUUGCAUUUAUUUGGCACUGAAAGCACCAUCACAUUAAUACUCAACAUAAACACUGAAAAUUCUAUACAAUGAUAAAAAUAGAUUGUUUCUUCUUUUAAGUUAUAUGCAGAUGAUUUGCUGUUACAUUUUGACUUACGGAUUUAGAGCAAAAAACGCUUAUAUUGUGAAAUAAUACACGUGAAUGUAAGAACCUUACGAAAUAAUCAAUGCCAAAAUCAAAUGGCGGCCUCCCGUUACUCGUUUCAUUUCAAGGAAUAGCUGGGCGGUACAUCACUAAACGCCUGUUGACCACAUGGUAUAGAAACCUUGGACCCCCCCCCCCCACUGCUUCUCUCCCGCUGGAGCCGAGACAUAGCCCCGGUGUGUGACUCUGCAGGGAUUGCGAUGGGCACUGGACCACUCCUAAAGCUGCACGCUACGUAAGCAGCGAAUGUGAAGGAUUCUGAGUGGUAACUGGUGGAACGCUGGCUCCCUCGCAAAGAGCCAUUUGCACGCCAGGGACCAGCUCUACCAUAAAACACCCAGGGCUUAACGUCAGCCUAGUCUGCUGUCUGGAAUGCCACAUCCGGUAUGUGUGGCCACAUGCGGUAUAUAGACUUCUUGCUACGGCUGUGUGGCUGCUUUUGUCACACGUCAGUCUAUCGGUGACUCGGAAAAUAUUCAGUGGGUACCAAAGUUUUGCAUAAACCAAUCCAGGUAUCCCUCGAUUUACGAAAGGGAUGCGUUCUUCAGAAAACACGCAAAAACUGAAAUUUCGUGAAUCGUAAUGGCUUUUUCUAUUAGAUAAAAACAAUUAGGGGUGUGUUUCGGACAGUCAUUCCAAACACUUUUCACAAUACAAAAAAAAUAAAGAACAUGCAUUUUAAAACGAUUGAAUAAUUUAAAACAAAAAUAACCUUUUCGGGGAACUCUCCAAAACAUCUGCAUGUUGAAAAGACUGAAAAGGUGACGUUGAGGCGUUACUGUUGCACUGUGGAUAUACCGUGACGUCGCGGAUGAAUGACGCAUUCUCCCAGGUUCUUCUUGUUUGGUGUCAUGGCGCGUGCCAUGUGAAAUUUCGUUUAUGCGGAAAUUCUAUUUCGUUAAUAGAAAAGUGUCCAUAAUUUGUCCAUUGUGUGAACGCGAAAUUUUGUAAACCGAGCGUCUGUAGAUCGAAGGAUACCUGCCCCAUGUUGAGGAUUCAGAGCGAUUGUAGAGGUGACAUUGUGUGUGUGCACUGUGCUUUAGGCAAAACUGAUGACAGCCCUUGGAUAAAUGGGGCAGCCAAAGAUGCCAACUCCCCGUGAGUCAUGCCAGGUCCAAUGAUGUGGACCUAGCAUGGCUAACAAUACACCAGGCAUCCCCACUUCCAGCUGUCCACACUGAGCCUUGGUUGGACUGUUAGUUGAGACAGCAGCCCCCGUGCAUGUAUGAGCUGAGAAAUGCUGCUGUUCUGACAAUGUGUUGCAGCCAAUCGGUAGCCCUAACCCCAAACCCUAUACACAUAACUCGCAGGGGCUAUUAUAAGGAAAUGUUAACAUUGGCAAUGGGGCUCUGUCAUGUAUUAAAUGCGUUUAGUAUUUGGCAACAUAGCAUUUACAGUGUACAGGGCAACAUUUACAGUUUGAAAUGGAGAAAUAGUUUUUGUCAUCACUUGGCGUUAAAAUCGGCCUUGGAUGCUCGGUUACGUUAAACCCAUCGCCACAACAAAUGCUCAUGAGCCCCACUGCCAAUUGUGAUCGAUGCCAGCGGUAUUUUUGACGACAGCUUUCAUGAUGAUGAGCAAUACAGGUGGCGAGCACAGUGUUAUCGCCCACGGGCCUCAGAUUUACUGUGAAUUUGCAAGUAUGAUGCCGGGUCUAAUCAUCACCUCGACAGGAUUCCAGGGUGAGAUGUACACACCUGUUGUUUGAGCUGCUCGCCACUCGUGUGUAUAUGUGGAAGUACGGAGUGUUGUUUGCUCAGGGACAUUGGCCUGUGUGAUUCACCACUGUAAAAAAAAAACAUUCAUUUUUGGCAGCUGUUAUUCUUAGGUGAUUGUUUUUAAAUGUUGGGAGAUGACCAGUAAAGAGCUUUGGAAUAUCUGC